AACUAAUUACUAAAUUAGUUUCCAACGUUAGUUUCACUUCAAGCCUUUUCCUGGCUGCCGCUGGUGAUAAUGUUACAGGACGCUGAGCAGCUGUCUGGAUUUAGCAAUACAGACAAUGUAUCAAUCUGCACCAAGAUCUGAAGUUGAGAGUGCAACAUCAGUUUGAAAAGAAGCAUAGCCAGCGCUAGCAGAAGCGUUCAUUCAAAAUCCGUCUUUGUGGUAAUUGUAGUUCCACGUACAUGUAAUAACUAUCCGGUUUGAAGAUGAUUGUCGUGCAAGCUUUCGCGUUGUCUCUACUGGCUCUACCUUGGGUAGCAUCACACCCGCAAUGCCUUGAUUUCUUGCCUCCGUUUACUCCGUCGAGUUCACUAAGCUACUGCAGCCAGUACAGCGCGUUCUCCUGCUGCUCCAGUGCUGGAGAUGGAGAGGUCGCUGCGCACGUGAACUCAUUCGGACAACAAGUAGCCGCCGCUCCGAAACCUGCGGAGUGUGGCGAAAUGCUGAAGGAGGUAAGCUGUGCAAGAUGCUCACCAUACGCAUCGCACAUCUACAAUGCGGAGGCGACUGGCAUGGCAAGUGCAGUCGCUGGCUUGUGUACGGAAUUCUGUAUGGAUACUGUGAACGCGUGUGGAAUGGAUCUGGUGAUGAACAUUUCGAAUGUCUCUGACACAUCCUUUGCCAGUGCCAGCGCCCUCUGCACAGCUCUACAACCCGUUGAUUUGGAUUACUGCGUGCCGUAUGUCCGUAAUUUCACUGCACGCUUAGCUGCGCGUCCCACAGCCUCGCCGACCGGGAAUCUCCAGUGCGUAUGCGUGAAGGAAGUGAUGGGACAGUUGCGUAAUCCUGUUGUGGCCGUGCAUGCUGGUGAUCGGUCACACCGACUGUUCGUAGGCGAACAGCUUGGUGUUGUAAGAGUACUACUACCGAAUGGCACAGUCCCCGAAGAACCGUUCAUCGACCUGCAGGAUCUCGUCGUGACAUCACAGAAGGAGGGAGAUGAACGGGGGCUGUUGGGGAUGGCGUUUCACCCGCAAUUCUCACUUAACGGCUACGUCUUCUUCCAUUUGAAUGUGCGAAGCAACAGUCUAGGGCAGUCAGGUCUCUUCAACAGAGUCAUUCGCUUCACAGUUCAGCAAGACAAUUCAAAUAAGGUUAAUCGUUCCACUGCCAAGACCAUACUUGAAGUGCAACAACCCUAUGGUAAUCACAAUGGCGGAGAGAUGUUCUUCGGUGUGGAUGAUGGCUACCUCUACAUAUUCCUGGGCGAUGGUGGUGCUGCUGGUGAUCCGCAAAACAAUGCCUUGGACAGGAGCAAUCUUCUAGGAUCCGCAUUGCGUAUAGACGUCAACACUAACGACAGCACUCCGUACGCCAUACCACCGAGCAACCCGUUUGCAGGAAGUGCAGCAACGCCGCAGGUGCGCCAGGAAACCUACGCCUACGGCCUUCGCAAUCCCUGGCGUUGCUCACAGGACAUUGGAGAUAGGCACAUGAAUAAUAGCGGCAGAGGGCGUAUAUUCUGUGGCGAUGUUGGACAGGACCGUUUUGAAGAGAUUGACUUGAUAGAGUCUGGACAGAACUAUGGAUGGCGUGCAUGGGAGGCACACUUCUGCUUCAAUGCUCAACAAUGUCUGGUUGAAACCAGCACUCGCUUCCCUAUCUACGACUAUCCACACAGUGUCGGCAAGUCUGUAACUGGUGGUUAUGUAUACCGGGGAUGCCUGUCACCAAACCUUCAGGGUCUCUAUAUCUAUGCAGACUUUGUCAGUGGGGGCGUGUAUAACCUCCGACAGCCUCCCCAGCCGUCCCAGCAGUGGAAUAACUCUCAGUUCUGUUUCGGGGAUAGCUCGAUGUGUAACAACGGACUUACUGACCUGUCAAGUACGAAAUAUAUUCUUUCCUUUGGUCAAGACGAGAGUGGUGAGGUAUACAUCUUGUCUACAAACUUCCCAUCACCAACAUCUGCAGGAGGCAAGGUCUAUUGGAUAGUGGAUCCAUCCCGACGUGGUGAUCCAGCUCAAUGCAAUACACUGUUCACAACAGCGCAGAAUACUACAGAAAUACCUAUACACUUCGUGAGUGGAGGCAGUGUUCCAGUUGACUUUAAUCCAACUUCUUCUGCAUCCUCAACACUAUCACAUUCUUCACGUCCUACAUCGUAUCCCGGCAGCUCAACAUUGUCACAUUGUUCAGGCUUAUCACCAUGGUGUGGACUAUUGCUGAGCAACAUACUUGUUCUAUGCAUUCUGAGUCUUCAAUGAUCCACUCACUAACUCGACUAGACUAGUGAGAACAGCAGCCCAAGCUCACUCACCACCCUCAGUGUCGUCACGCCAGGAUCAGAACUUAGCACAACCGAUCACCGUGGAUUAAGAUACACAUUUACUCUCCUCGUCCUUCCUCAUUAUAUUUGGGGCAGGGAAGUACAUGCAUCAUAGGCAAUACUUCGACAUUGCUGCAGUGGUGCUGACUUUCUCUCUUCCAUGUACCCGUGCAUGAAAACGAAGCAACGAGUCACCAAGUAUACUUGGCAGACGUUUGUUUCAAGUAACGUCAUUAGUUGAUAACUUAUACAGGACAGAGCGGUGUCUGUUCCAAUUGCACAUCAGGAAUAAUUUAUUAUGAAGCA
Messenger RNA from Sycon ciliatum, 2629 nucleotides. Its product is annotated as HHIP-like protein 1. Bases 264 to 2261 code for a protein of 665 amino acids. The record is from RefSeq and is a predicted model, not a curated record. The transcript is spliced from 10 exons. NCBI's taxonomy places the organism in Eukaryota, Metazoa, Porifera, Calcarea, Leucosolenida, Sycettidae.